ACCAGUAAGGCGACGCAAUAUGAACUUGACGUGUGUACUGAGCGUUUGUGAUGUGGCAGUUUGCUUUUGGCUUCGGGAGAUAGUAUCCUAACUUUUGAUUAGGUUGACUGGAGUCUUGUGAAGUAGAUUUCAAACUUGACCUUAGACGUUGAUGAAGCAGCCUGCAGCGGCCAAGUGGUAUGACAGGAGGGAUUCUGUCUAUAUAGAGUUUUGUGUGGAGGACAGUAAAGAUGUGCAAGUCCGUUUUGAAACGUCCAAAAUUGACUUUAGCUGUAUUAGUGGGGCAGAUAAUAUCAAACACCAGAAUAUAGUGGAUCUUUUUGGAGAGAUUGACCCCAAAGAAUCUAAACACAGGCGUACUGACAGGUCUGUGUUGUGUUGUUUGCUGAAAGCAGAGGCUGGGAAGUCAUGGCCACGACUCACCAAGGAUAAGGCAAAGUGCAACUGGCUAAGUGUGGACUUCAAUAAUUGGAAAGAUUGGGCAGAUGACUCGGAUGAGGACUUGUCCAGUUUUGACAAAUUCUCUGAGAUGAUGAACAGUAUGGGAGGAGAUGAUUUACCGGACUUUGAUGGUGCAGAUGACGAGCAUGAUUCUGCAGACAGUGAUGAUGAAAAAAUGCCUGACCUUGAGUAGAUGAACAGGGAUGCCACCUCAGUAGUAAAUAAAGUGAGUUUGGAGGAGGGACUAUACAUGAGUUGGUAGACAGGCUGGAGAAGAAACCUCAUCUCUCUGUUUCCAAAGAGAAACUCCUCCAAGAAGUGACUGGGAAUGACUGUUGGAUACAGACAUGCACAGAGAUCCUGGGCGAUGUACAGUGCUGUGCUUUGCUGUUCUGCAUGAACAAUUCUGUUCAAAUUAAAAUGUUGUUCGUUGACUUCAGUGACUGUAAUGGGGC
Messenger RNA from Thalassophryne amazonica, 896 nucleotides. It is a transcript of the gene ptges3a, whose product is annotated as prostaglandin E synthase 3a (cytosolic). Gene Ontology annotation, cellular component: cytosol; nucleus. Gene Ontology annotation, molecular function: prostaglandin-E synthase activity; Hsp90 protein binding; protein-folding chaperone binding. The transcript is spliced from 8 exons. Gene Ontology annotation, biological process: protein folding; chaperone-mediated protein complex assembly; telomere maintenance via telomerase. Lineage: Eukaryota; Metazoa; Chordata; Actinopteri; Batrachoidiformes; Batrachoididae. Bases 152 to 634 code for a protein of 160 amino acids. The record is from RefSeq and is a predicted model, not a curated record.